AGCAAAGGAAUAUUUAAUCCUCUCAAACUAGGAUUUCAUGUGGAAAAUGAAACCCAUGCUUAGUUACAGUUGCAUCAUAACACUAGCGGGAUUCCACUAAUGUUGUUGCAUAAAGCCUCGCUUGCCCCUCCUGAGUGCACUAAAUAUAAAUGUGCAUGAGCAGCAGAAGCAUUUUUGCCUAAUAACUGAAUCAGCUAAAUAGUGUUUGUACUAAAAUUGUUUUUCCGGAUAUUACUUUGUUGAGUAAAGCUGUUCAUCAAACCGGAUAUAUAGGUGGAAUCAUAAUUACAUUUUCUCAUUAAUUUUAGAUGCUGUCUUGUUAUUUUGUUGCUUGCCUGAGAAGUUAAUGAUUCCACUUGUUACACUGUUCAAGUGUAUGUAUUUGUUUGGAAAACAGGAAUCUUUUUUCCUAAUAUUGUAACUUCAGUUAAAUGUUUCUGUGGAGUCCUACUUUUCUUAAGUUACUAACCAAUUCACCUUUACAGAAAACCUGGAACACUAAGUUCAUUCUUCUGAACUCUAUUGCAUUAACAUGGGGUUAUUGAGUCUUGGAAUGUAUUUUUCUGUGUGUAACAGACUGCACUAGUUAGCAGAAUGCUAUUCAGAAGGCUAAAUGCUUAUUAAGAUAAUUCUUUUUCUGUUGCUUGAGAUAGGUUAUAAAUUUCAAAAGAGACUGAUUUUUCUUUCUGUGCUGUAGCAUGUCUAUGGCUGUUGUGUAUUAAAGGUGAACUGCACUAAAUUGCCGGUCUAGAUGCCCCACUACUUAAUUCAGAGUUUGUAUCUGAAGCUCAUGAGUAUUUUCUGCAAAACUGAAACAGCCAGAUAGAAUGCUGGCUUGGGGUGUGUGUGUGUUGUUUGUUUUAUUUUUACAGCCUGUCAGUUCGUGAAUAGAAAGUGUUCAAAGGUUUCAGUGGUUGCGAGGAUGUGCGAAGCUGGUCUGUUCGAGGUCUUCUGGGCUGUUCUCCACUGCUGAUGUGCUUGCCUACUUUCACCUUUCUUGGAUGGGAAUAGGGCCAAAAACAAAUAGCUGCUGCAAGAACUCUUGCUUGUUCUGCUCAGUGGAAAAGAUGGCAAAAAGAAAUGUCCUCAUUACGGGUUGUUCCUCAGGAAUUGGACUGGCCUUAGCUGUAAAAAUGGCAAGAGAUGAACAGAAAAGAUUUAAAGUGUAUGCCACCAUGCGGAACCUGGCCAAGAAAGCGGCGCUUGAGGAGGCUGUAGGUGGCAGGCUGGGCAAAACCCUGGAGAUUAAACAACUGGAUGUCUGCGAUGAACAGUCCAUUAAAACUUGUGUGAAUAGUAUCCCCGACAGAAGGAUUGAUGUCUUAGUUAGCAAUGCUGGAAUGGGACUCAUUGGACCUAUUGAAUGUCAGACCAUAGAUGAAAUGAAAACUGUGAUGGAUACCAACUUCUUUGGACUGGUUCGGCUCCUGAAGGAGAUUUUACCUGACAUGAAGAAGAGAAAGAGCGGCCAUAUAGUUAUAAUAAGCAGUGUUAUGGGAAUACAAGGUAUCUUAUUUAAUGAUGUUUAUGCUGCCUCUAAGUUUGCUGUGGAAGGAUUCUGCGAAAGUUUAGCUAUACAAGCACUGAAGUUUAAACUGCAGUUAAGUCUGAUUGAACCAGGCCCAGUGGUCACAGAGUUUGAAAGAAAAGUUUUUGAUGAUGGAAUGAAAAUGGAUCUUUCAGCUGCAGACAAGGAAACAGCUGAAAUGUUUACUAACAUUUACCUUAAAAAUUACAAACAAAUUUUCCAGAGCCUGGGACAAAGUGCUGAGGAUGUUGCAGAGCACACAGUGAAGAUAAUUCUGGCAGAAAACCCACCUUUUCGCCAUCAGACCAACACCUUGUAUACUCCGAUGACAACUCUGAAGUACGCAGAUCCAAACGGAGAUCUACCCAUUGAUAUAUUCUACAAAAUGGUUUUUCAUCAUGACAAAGUCUUCAGUGCAAGUCUUAACUUUAUCAAACUGCUAAGGUGGAGAAGCAGAAAGAGCUUUGACCUGGGAAAAUCCUCACAAUAAAUACCAGUUUAUACUGUGUACAUCUGAAUCAUUUGUUCUAGCUACUGAUAACACAGUAUGCUGUUAUUAAUGUCUUCGCUCUGCAAUUGUUAAAAAGGCAUUCAAGAUGUUUGAGCUUAGCUAAGAUAUUCAGCUCAAUUCAUUUAUCUUGAACUUUACAGUUACCAGAACUUUGAAAGUAAAAUCCUCUAACUAUAGGUUUAGUCAGUUUAGCUCUUGUCUUUUACAGAGAUCUGUUUUCAUGGAAAUGUGAACAUUAACUGGAACUUGUUUUUAAUACUGCUCUGAUCUCCUUCACUUACUAGUCUAAAACACAACCUGAGAUGUGUACUGUAUGUAAAUUAGUUAUAGAUUCUCAAAUCAUAAAAAAUAUUUUAUCAUUUUGCUUAGUUGUAUAGUAAUCCCUCAAUCACAGUAGCAUCACCCUCUCAUACAAAACAUGUAAGAAAAGAACUCACCAAUCCUUUAAAAAGGUGUAAAUAGAAUACUUAAAUAUAUAGAAUUCUUAAAUAUAUAAUACUAUGAAUGCUUGCUUUAUAGGCAAUGGUUACUUGCUGACUACAGUUAGUGUACAAUAACAGUUUUUUAAAAAAGGAUCUCUAAAUAAAAUUUCUUCUUACUGUG
Messenger RNA from Dromaius novaehollandiae (emu), 2642 nucleotides. Its product is annotated as retinol dehydrogenase 8-like. Gene Ontology annotation, cellular component: cytosol; cytoplasm. The transcript has 7 exons. The record is from RefSeq and is a predicted model, not a curated record. Lineage: Eukaryota; Metazoa; Chordata; Aves; Casuariiformes; Dromaiidae. Gene Ontology annotation, molecular function: estradiol 17-beta-dehydrogenase [NAD(P)+] activity. Bases 1002 to 2018 code for a protein of 338 amino acids. Gene Ontology annotation, biological process: estrogen biosynthetic process.